This is a messenger RNA of Arabis nemorensis, 279 nucleotides long. The record is from the annotation of a GenBank genome assembly. Lineage: Eukaryota; Viridiplantae; Streptophyta; Magnoliopsida; Brassicales; Brassicaceae.
AUGUUUUGCCGGUCUGCUUUCUUGCAAGCAUCUCCACCUGAGGGUUUCAGGAAGCUUGCAAUUGAAGUUACAAAACUUGCGAAAGAGAGAGUCAUACGUAUGCACCAUGUACUGAAAAAAAUAGGCAGAGAUAUAAUAGUUCUUGCACCAUUCAUUCACCAGCCUGCAAAGCGUCAACUCUUGAUCGACAGUAAGGAAGGUUGCGACGUACUUAUUGGUACUGAAAAUGUGUUUGGCAUUUCCAUUCAAAGUAUCAGAAAUGGAAGAGACAAUGAGUAG